Messenger RNA from Cuculus canorus (common cuckoo), 5954 nucleotides. RefSeq names its product FIG4 phosphoinositide 5-phosphatase (gene FIG4). Gene Ontology annotation, molecular function: phosphatidylinositol-3,5-bisphosphate 5-phosphatase activity. The transcript has 23 exons. The coding region runs from base 127 to 2853 and encodes 908 amino acids. Gene Ontology annotation, biological process: phosphatidylinositol dephosphorylation. Gene Ontology annotation, cellular component: intracellular membrane-bounded organelle. The record is from RefSeq and is a predicted model, not a curated record. Lineage: Eukaryota; Metazoa; Chordata; Aves; Cuculiformes; Cuculidae.
CUUCCGCCCGUCCCAAAGAGGGUACGCGGUGCCUGGCUUUGCCGCGUUCCCCUUCUACCCGGCUGGAGCACGGUUUCGGACAGCCCCGCCCCUGCCGAGCUACAGCCCGAACCUCACGGGGCCGCCAUGCCGGCGGCCGCCGCCCCCAUGAUCAGCGCCGUGCAGAAGCUGGUGCUGUACGAGACCAGGGCUCGGUAUUUUCUCGUUGGAAGUAAUCCUGCAGAGACCAAGUACCGUGUUUUGAAAAUAGAUCGCACUGAACCAAAGGAUUUGGUUAUAAUUGACGAUAAGCAUGUGUAUACGCAGCAAGAGGUAAGGGAACUUCUUGGCCGUUUAGACCUGGGAAACAGAACAAAGAUUGGGCAGAAGGGCUCUUCUGGGUUAUCUCGAGCUGUCUCUGCUUUUGGUAUAGUAGGCUUUGUCAGGUUUUUAGAAGGCUACUACAUUGUGUUAAUAACAAAAAGAAGAAAAAUGGCAGAUAUUGGUGGUCAUGCAAUAUAUAAAAUAGAAGAUACAAAUAUGAUCUACAUUCCAAAUGACUCUGUAAGAAUUACGCAUCCUGAUGAAGCCAGGUAUCUGAGAAUCUUUCAAAAUGUGGACCUUUCUAGCAACUUCUAUUUUAGUUACAGCUAUGAUCUGUCUCACUCCCUUCAGUACAAUCUUACUGUUCUGAGAAUGCCACUUGAGACAUUAAAAACUGAAACAACCCAGACCCGACAAGAGAGUUUUGAUAUAUUUGAAGAUGAAGGGCUUUCAACACAGGGUGGAAGUGGAGUGUUUGGGAUUUGCAGUAAGCCUUAUGAAAAGUAUGUAUGGAAUGGCAAGCUUCUGGAGGCUGUAAAAAAUAUUGUUCAUCGUGACUGGCUGCUGUAUAUUAUUCACGGAUUCUGUGGGCAAUCGAAACUGUUAAUAUAUGGUCGCCCUAUAUAUGUCACUCUGAUAGCCAGAAGAUCAAGCAAAUUUGCUGGAACACGUUUUCUGAAACGAGGAGCAAACUGUGAGGGCGAUGUUGCUAAUGAAGUGGAAACUGAACAAAUACUUUAUGAUGCUUCAGUUAUGUCAUUUUCUGCAGGGAGUUAUUCUUCGUAUGUUCAGGUUCGAGGAUCUGUUCCUUUGUACUGGUCUCAAGAUAUUUCAACAAUGAUGCCUAAGCCACCCAUAACAUUGGACCAAGCAGAUCCUUUUGCACAUGUUGCUGCUCUUCACUUUGACCAAAUGUUUCAGAGAUUUGGUUCUCCUAUUAUUAUUUUGAAUCUUGUGAAGGAACGUGAAAAAAGAAAGCACGAAAGGAUUCUUAGUGAAGAACUUGUUGCUGCUGUGACAUAUCUCAACCAGUUUUUACCACCAGAGCAUGCAAUUAUAUAUAUACCCUGGGAUAUGGCUAAAUACACGAAAAGCAAACUUUGCAAUGUCCUUGAUAGACUGAAUGUAAUUGCAGAAAGUGUAGUAAAGAAGACUGGAUUUUUUGUAAAUCGACCUGAUUCCUACUGCAGUAUCUUGCGUCCAGAUGAAAAGUGGAAUGAACUGGGAGGUUAUGUUGUUUCCACUGGUCGCUUGCAGACUGGAGUUCUCCGAACUAAUUGUGUGGACUGUUUAGAUCGCACUAACACAGCCCAGUUUAUGGUGGGAAAAUGUGCUUUGGCAUACCAACUCUAUUCAUUGGGACUGAUUGAUAAACCAAACUUACAAUUUGAUACAGAUGCUGUUAGGUUAUUUGAAGAAUUAUAUGAAGAUCACGGAGACACACUUUCUCUGCAAUAUGGAGGUUCUCAGCUUGUUCACAGAGUAAAAACCUAUAGAAAGAUAGCUCCAUGGACUCAGCAUUCCAAAGAUAUUAUGCAAACACUCUCAAGAUAUUACAGUAAUGCUUUCUCAGAUGCAGACAGACAAGAUUCUAUCAAUCUCUUUCUGGGUGUAUUCAAGCCUACAGAAGGAAAACCUCAUCUCUGGGAACUUCCCACUGAUUUUUAUUUGCAUCACAAGAACACACUUAGUCUGUCACAGACCAGGCGAAGCUAUACUUACUGGUGGACCACAGGCGUGCUAAAGCAUUUACCUCUUCCUUUUGAUGAAGUGACAUGUGCUGAAAACAGACGGAAACUGACAGUGAAGAAAUUUCACAAGUAUGAAGAGGAAAUUGAUAUCCACAAUGAGUUUUUUCGGCCAUAUGAGUUGAGCAGUUUUGAUGAGACUUUCUGCUUGGCCAUGACCAAUUCCACACGAGAUUUUAUGCCAAAGAAUGUGGGGAUUGAUCCAAGUCCAUUUACUGUUCGUAAACCUGAUGAAACUGGAAAAUCAGUGUUGGCGAACAAAAGUAAUAGAGAAGAAACUGUGCUGCAGCGCAAAACAGCUGCUAGUGCUCCUCCACCACCAAGUGAGGAAGCAGUGUCAAGUAGUUCUGAAGAUGAUUCUGGGACGGACAAAGAAGAUGAAGGCGCUGUUUCUCAGCGUUCAACUCCAGUAAAGGUGACCGAUACAGGAGACAAUACAAAAAUCACAGAGAAUGUAGUGCAGUCAACAAAAGACGUGUAUGGAGUGAAUCUUUCAGAUGUUCCUUCAGAAGAUGAUCUCGCAAUAUACGCUAGGUUUGUUCAGCUGGGGCAGAGUCAGCAUAAGCAAGACAAGAGCAGCCAACAAUCUUGCUCAAAACACCAACUGGAUAGAGUUAUCAAUUUAAUACCCAUCUCCUCCUUUUCUCAAGACAAUAUUUAUGAAGUCCAGCCUCCCAGAGCUGACAGGAAAUCAAUAGAGAUAUUUCAUGCACACAUUCAGGCUGGAAAAGGAAACAUGCAGCCCCUGGGAAAGGACGACUUCCUCAUGUACAGAGAGUACAUUCGAAACAGAUACCUGUAAAUACAAGCCUGAUUCUCCUGCUUGGUCGUAAAAAUAAUACUAGAAAGGAAAACUAGUUUGGUAUUUUGCAGUAAUAAAUUAAUUAUUUACCAUUUUUAUUUAUUCUGCUUUACUAUUACACACCUACAGUAUUGUACUUUACAGGAGAAACGUGAUUUAAUAUCUAUUCUUCAGCUGAAAGAGAAAUUGUAUCUUAAGAGAGUAGGGGAAUAAUCAGAGCACCUACAGUCACUGAAGAGUAUGUUGCAAUUUAUAGUAAAGAAAAUACUGUAUCUUUAAGUUUUAUAUUUAUUUCUUACAUUCUUAUGUUUGCUAGUAAAGUUGAAGUGAUUUGUACAUAACAAUCAGAAGAUAGUACUUUUCUUUCUCUUUGUUCCAUGACAGCAAACAAUCUUUUUUUACAACAGAAUGUUUUCUGGUAUUUCUUGAGAUUUUUUUUAGCAAAGUGAGUGUUAAAAUGAUGACCUGUUUUACUGCUUUCUUAAGCAAAAGUGAAAAUUUGCUUAUUUCAAAGUCAAAAUUUACAUCUCAGCUAACAAACUUUGUAACCCUAAUUUGUGUCAAAACUAAUCUCAGUGGUGCUCAUUGCCACAGAGUCUGUGCCAUAUAUAGGGUGAAAAGGCUUUUGACUAAUUGUCAUGGGCUUCUAGUAGGAAUCUGAGGUGAACCACUCGCUGACUGCACUGCUAAUGAGUGAAUGCUCUCCGUUUUACCUGGCUUAGACUCUUCCAAGGAUACAAAACCAUCCUGUCGUUUUCCUGUAUAAGAGGCAAUAUUGUUUUUGCUGCGUACUCCUUCCAUAACUGUAAUUGUGUUCCUGUGAGAUGCUUUCGGAUUCAAGCCUCCAUCCUCCCAAGAAAUCUGUAUCAGUAACUGAGGUUUGGAGACUGGAUCAGUGGGGGUGGUCAUGCAAGAGGAAGCAAUAGUUAGUCAAGGUAGGGUCAGGCAAGGCUGAACAUCAUGCCCAGUGCUAGGGUAAGAUUUGGAGAGACAGCAGGUAUCUAAAAUGGGUUGUUUAAUUUGGGCUUAUGAUUAUAACACUUCUUAAAUUUUAAACAAAAAGGAAAAAAAAAAUUGAAAGAAAAAGGGAAAAACCCCCUGUUUGCAUUUACAAGUUAAAAUUCCCAAGACUUUUCUAGCUGUUUGACUUGAAGAAUACUGACAGUAUUGGCAGCAUCCUUGACAAACCACAUUAUUCUGCAAGCUAGUACAGACCAUAUUUCAAGAUUUUCUGGUGUAACUGAAUAACCAUUUCAGGGAUGUCAGCCCUGAACUUGAUGUAGAAGACAUGUUUCUGUUUGUAGUAAAUUGCUUGUAGACAGCUAUUGCGGAUUCUUGGCUGUAUGCUGCAAAGGUAUUCUGAAUAUGUUUCCUUAUUUUAUGAAGUUAAUUGCAUUUUCGUCAGUAAUUCAAUGAAAGAAAAGAUGGGGUGAUAAAGGGAAAAGAUACAAAUUCCAUGUGAUAGAAGCCUCUGUGUUUCAGGGAGUGACUGGUAUGUAGUCAGUGAGGUACCUCAAGCUACUGAAAUAUUUUGGUGUCCAUUCUCUUUUGUUAAUUGAUUAAUACUGUUUUGAUAGAAAUGAAUGUAUUUUAGGAGAUGCAAGAAUGAAAUGUCACUUUAGAUAAUGCUUCAUUGCAACUGUCAAUUUUUUUUCUCUGGAAAAAAACUGUACCAAAUUCUUUUGUCCCAACAUGGAAAACAACUUGAAGGAAUAAAUUCUUGCUUUGGAAAAAUGUAGAGCUGGAGACUUUAUCCUGAUAAGGCAAACAAAUGUUUUUCUUGCAACACUUCCAACUAUUUCAAAAAAUGUUUUCUAGACUAUUGCAAUCCUUACACUUUUGUUGUUCAUAGGUACUCGUAAUUCAUAAAAGUUCCUCUUGAAAGUGUACCAUUUGUCCAUAGAUAAGGCAAAAGAUGAUACCUCCUUCAACAUCUAAUGCUGUUGCAAAAUACUCAACUGUAAUAAUUUUACAGCUCUAAAAGAAAAUAUGUUCACACUUCGACAAUUCAAACACACUUAAGGAAGAGAGGAUUAAAUGGUUUUGGUUUUAUGAAGUUUUGAGAUAUGAAUGACAUCUCAGUCCAUUCUCUGUAAUAUAAUAUCAGACUUUCCAGUGUCUCUCUAAAUGUGUGCCAUGACGGUGCUGUCACAGCAUCCUCUUGAAUCUUUUAGUAUGUAUAACUAGUGCUUGUUUCUUCUAGCCUGUUUGUAGAGGUUUAAGCCAUGUGCAUUACUUCAUAGGCUUUGGUAUUAAUAUUCAGGUGAUGGCUUGUGUGAUUUACCAUCCACUCUUAGCAGCUGCUAAGAAUACUUCAGGGUCCUAAAGUCAACUGUGUCCUAGGUUUGUUUUAGAAAAGAAAGCCAUGCACAAGCCAAGACUCCCAGAUUAACACUGCCUGAAUGAUAAACCAUGAACAGUGUGAACAGAUCUGCUGCCUACUGUAUGUAAAGGGUUAAUUUAGAAAGAAAAUACACUCAUCACCCAUAUAACAAGUUGAGUUGUACAACGGGCUCCAGAGACGCUUUCUCUGCGUCUACCUAUUUUAUUCUGUUCUUGUGUUAGUAAGGUUCACUUCUGAACUGUGUUAGAAGUUCUGAAUAGAUGCAUACAUUUGCCUUUCAGAAGCUGAGAAAAAAGUGGGUAAAAUGAGCAUAGACACAGAAAGAACAGGCUGUGUUGGCUCUGAAGACCGACAUGGUGUUCUUUUUGAGUAUUAAGUGCUAGUGAUCAUCUCUAGCAUUAAACUAUAUGGACAAAAACCAAGCCACAUGGGAGGUGGCAGAGGGAACUGGAAUUGUUUAGCCUAGAGCAAAGGCUGGUUGGGAGACCUUACCACUGUCCACAACUACCUGAAAGGAGGUUGUAGUGAGGUGGGUGUUGGUCUCUUCUCCCAAGUAACAACUGAUAGAACGAGAGGAAAUAGCCUCAAGUUGCACCAGGGGAGGUUCAGAUUAGAUAGCAGGAAAAAUUUCUUCACCAAAAGGGUUAUCAGGCAUUGGAACAGGCUGCCCAGGGAAGCAGUUGAGUCCCCAUUCCUGGAGGUGUUUAAAAGACGGGUAGAUGAAGCGCUCAGGGAUAUGGUUUAGUAGUGGACAGGU